Molecule: messenger RNA, 626 nt
Organism: Brassicogethes aeneus
Lineage: Eukaryota; Metazoa; Arthropoda; Insecta; Coleoptera; Nitidulidae
Source: the annotation of a GenBank genome assembly
GAUAAACAAAAUCUAUCCACAAUAUAUCAAGGUCUAUGGGAGGCGAGUGUACGUUUGGCAACACUGCCGUGUUCAACGUCAUAUCUAACCUCAAAUAAACAGCUGAUGCCUGAAAACAAUGCAUUUUACAACCAAAACAGCUUUAGAUGGCAAAACCAUGGACAAAAUGGAUAGACGAAUGUCAAUUAGCACUUAGCAAGGUUAAGCGAAAUUCAAUGGUUAACCGUCUUGGCAAGAAUAUUAGCUGGAAAAGCUACUGCAGUGACGUUGAGAUACUCCGGCAAAACAACCUUACGAACGUCAAUGGAGGGACCAGAGACCCACAACUGGCACUUGGGCUUUGCCAAAGACAUAGUGAGGUAAGUAUCGGUAGAAUGGACAGUGAACAUGUUCAACACAUCGAGACCGAACGGAAUAUUCCCAGCACUGCUACAGAUGACCUAGGGGACUCUUCUACUAAAGUCUGGAGAGCUGCCAGGGUGGUCUUUAUCCCUAAAGCGGGUAAAAAGCACUACUCAAUAGAAAAAUUCUUAAGGCCAAUAGGUCUUAGAUCUUUCAUGUUCAAGACACUUAAAAGGAUCGUGGACCGGUACUUGAAAGAAGGGGUGCUAAAAAAACACAUUUGA